Molecule: messenger RNA, 2475 nt
Organism: Naegleria lovaniensis
Lineage: Eukaryota; Heterolobosea; Eutetramitea; Acrasida; Naegleriidae
Exons: 4
Coding region: 1-2475 (824 amino acids)
Molecular function (GO): protein binding
Source: RefSeq, a predicted model, not a curated record
AUGAACGGAAAAGAAUUAAAUUUUAAUGACUUUGAGGAUACUUUGGGGAUUGGGAAUCGAAUUAUAGUGGAUAACCUUGAUGAUUCGUGGAAUCCUGGAAAAGACUCGGAGUUGGAUCCGAGAGAAAUAUAUAUGAAUCAUUGUUCAAAACUCGGGAUUGAUCCAACUUUUGAAUUUAUUUUCGCUUUGAACGAUAGAAAUAUCAAAUCAUGUAUAUUAUCGAAUAGGAAAAAGCUAUUGACUGACAAGGACAUGGUUUGUAUAGCAACAGCCUUAACAACCAACAAACAUAUCACGGAAUUAGAUAUUAGCGACAACAACAUCACAGAAGAGAGUUCAGUAUGUUUGGGUGACAUGUUGAAAAGAAAUACUGUACUACAAAAAGUGGUUUGUGGAAACAACAAAUUAGGAGAUGAAGGAAUUUCAUACUUAUUUCAAUGUAUUGGAGGAAAUCCGUUCUCAACAAUUAUACAUUUGGACGUUAGAGGAAACAAAAUAAUUAAUAGCUUGUCAAGUCUGAGUUCAGUGUUCACCACCAAUAGAAUUCAUACUUUAAACUUACAAAAUAAUUUGAUUGAUGAAUCAGGUGCAUCUCUGUUAGCAUCCUCACUUUUAAAUAACUCAUCUUUGAAAGUGCUCAAUUUACAACAUAAUAGAAUAGGUGAUAAGGGUGCAACCCAUUUCGGUAAAAUGUUAGCCUCCAACUUUAGUCUUCAAGAGUUAGAUGUUGGAUCCAAUAGAAUUGGUAUUGAGGGUGUUUCAUCGUUAGUGACGGGACUGAAAAAUAACAAGUCACUGUUAAAGCUGAAUCUUAGAUCUAACAAUAUUGGAGAUCCUGGUGCUUAUAUGUUUGCAAAAUCUUUAUCUUUAAACACCAAUGCUCUUGAAGAACUCUAUUUAGGAUUCAAUGGUGUCAGCGUGGAUGGUGCUAUUGCACUGGCUAACAUGUUAAAAUCUAACAAUAGACUGAAAAAGUUUGAUAUUCAAGGAAUCAUGUUAGAUUUAAGUGCAAUGAAGAUUAUUUCUGAAUCUCUUAAAGAAAAUAGCUCACUCUUAAAAUUGUAUUUGGAUAUAGACAGUGAUUCCACUAAAUUAGCUCCUCAGGUGGCCAAAACCAUUUCUGAAGCUUUACAGUCCAACAAUACUCUUCAAGAUUUGAUUAUUGGAGGAGAUAUGGAUUUUGAAGAAGCCUUUAAUCCAAGAUCAAGUAUUCCUCACUCUUCACCUGCCCAACUCUCUCCAAGACGAAUCAAAGACAAUCACAUGACUCAAAGUAUGGUCACAAAAACUGAAAUUCAUUCUUCAGUUGAGAGCUCACCUCGGAUGCAUUAUGGUCACAACUCUAAAAGUUUUAAGGGAAUGUUUGAUGACGUGUUAGAGGAUGGAGAUAUUUCUGAUUUCGAGAGCGAAACUGAUCAUGUUAAAAUGCCUCAACGAUCUCCAGCAAAGAGGAAUGAACAUAAUUCGCAUGCUCACGAAUUUGAUUCGAUGAAAUAUCAAAAGCUCAAUGAAGAUCGAUUUGAAAGAUUAGAACAGUUGGUAUUUUCAAUUCAGAAAGAAACGAGAGACAGUUUGAGCAAAUUAAGUGCACAAGUACGAGAUGAGAUUGAUGGAGUUCGAUCCUUUGCUCUCAACAUUGUCGAUUCAUCCCUAAAAUCAUACCACAAAAACUUUGAAUCCAUUCUAGAACAGUAUGGAACACGUUUGAAUCACUCACCUCUUACUCACCUCAACAAUGUGAGCGUCAAUAGUAGUGGAAUUUCCGACAAAAUGGUCGUUAUGAAUGUGAGCAGCAAUACUGCGGCAAGAGAAUCAUCUGCAUUUUUGGAGCAACUGAAGGCAGAGCUGGAGACCAAGAUUGAAAAUGUAUUAAGAGACAUGGAAGAAAGAUUGAAUGGUAGAAUUUCUGAUGUUGAUUACAGAUUCAAUCAAAGUAUUGCUACACUUCACAAGAGCGUGGAUGAUAAACUUGAAAGACAACAAAAAGUCAUUGGAAGAAUGACAGAAGAGCAAAGAUGGAUCGAAGAGGAAGGAAUCAAAUUGCGUGUGGAGCAUGAAGCAAAAGUUGAAAAUAUGAUCAAGACUCUUAAAACAGAGCUGGAACAAAUGGUUGAGGAAACUAAAAAUCAAAACAAGGAAACAAAAUCAGGGCUGUAUGAGCGAACAAGCUCUUUGGAGAAGAGGAUCGAAGAAUUGCAAAGAAAGGUUAAUGAAGAUGUAACAAAACUGGGCUCCCAAAGUCAAGCAAAAGAUACCAGGUCCACCAAAUUAACAUUGAGCCCUACAAGCUCCAGUGGCAAGAGAGACUCUCCAAAAACAUCCUCUUCUGACUCGGCUUCUGCUCAAAUCAAUCUAAUACAGGCUCUCUUGUCCAAAAGCAAGGAAGUAUUGGAUCGACAAAAUAUACAACCCAACAAAACCAUUGGUGACUCGAGGCAUGGUCGACCUUCUACACCUGCAGAAAGAGAAUAUUAA